AUGUUAAGAAGCUUCAUUGUGGCCCUUCUGACUUUCGCUGCUUUGGCGAACGCAAGAUGCGUUCAGGGCUCCAGGACGUUGGUCAUAUAUGAUGAGAGAUUGUCAGUCUUGGAUAACUACUCAAACCUCUUCAAUUCAAUGAGGGAACGCGAUUACACUUUAGACUUUAUUUCAGUGGCAAAUGAGACAUCAAGUCUUCAACUGUUCAAAGGUGAGAAUAAAAUUUAUGAUAAUCUUAUGGUGUUCCCUAUUAAGGGCAAAACAUUGAACAAGCAUGUCUCGGGAAAAUCGCUGCUUCAGUUUUCAUUGGCUGGUGGCAACGUUUUGGCCGUCAGCUCACCAGAGAGCUUGUCCGAUCCCGUCAGACUUUUCCUUAACCAGCUAGGGAUAUAUCCAAGUCCUAAAGACUACAGAUUAGUUGACCACUUUCAAAAAUCUUCCGACGGAAUUCGAAUCGGUACAGAUGGAUUAAAGAACAGGUUUGUCUACAAGCCCUAUGAUGAAGAAGAAGAUUUUUUCAUUACGAACUCCUCUGUCGCAAUACUUGACAAUCGUGAACAACUGGUUCCCAUCCUCGUGGCACCAAGGACCUCCUAUGCUUCUGGAAAGGGUAAAGACUUAUGGGUAUCUGGCUCCCAAGGUUAUCUCGUUGUUGGCUUCCAGGCUUUGAACAAUGCACGCACUGCAUGGGUCGGCUCUCCAGAAUUUUUGAGCAAUUCUAAUCAUCAAUCUAACGGAAUCCUGGCUAAAGAGCUUACCAAAUGGACUUUUAAGGAGAAAGGGGUUAUUAAAACCAAUGGUUUUAGGCACUCUCAUAUUGAUGGUACUUCCUACGAGGAAGCCCCAUAUAAGAUUAAGGAUGCUGUCAAUUACGAAGUCAGCUUCUCAGAAUGGAAUGGAGAAGAAUGGCAACCAUUCGAGGCUACCGACAUCCAGUUCGAGCUUAAAAUGCUAGAUCCUUACUACCGUUUGAACUUGAUACCCAGCCAUAGAGAUGAGACUUACCAAUGGUAUACGACUGGUGACUUCAGGCUUCCUGAUCAUCAUGGCGUUUUCACAUUUCAAGUCGAUUACAAAAGAGCAGGCUUGUCCUUAGUUUCCGUAUCCGACGUAAAGGCCAUUCGUCAUUUGGCCCAUGAUGAAUAUCCAAGAAGUUGGGAAAUUACGAACGCUAGAGUCUACAUAUCUGGGAUUUUUGCAGUGAUCUUCGCUUGGGUUCUGUUCGUGAUAUUCUUCGUCUCUACCUCGAAAACUACUAAAAACUUCAACACCGAGAAGAAGAACAAUUGA
Molecule: messenger RNA, 1290 nt
Organism: Torulaspora delbrueckii
Lineage: Eukaryota; Fungi; Ascomycota; Saccharomycetes; Saccharomycetales; Saccharomycetaceae
Gene: WBP1
Product: dolichyl-diphosphooligosaccharide-protein glycotransferase
Exons: 1
Coding region: 1-1290 (429 amino acids)
Cellular component (GO): oligosaccharyltransferase complex; endoplasmic reticulum membrane
Source: RefSeq, a predicted model, not a curated record